Messenger RNA from Rotaria socialis, 1794 nucleotides. The record is from the annotation of a GenBank genome assembly. NCBI's taxonomy places the organism in Eukaryota, Metazoa, Rotifera, Eurotatoria, Philodinida, Philodinidae.
AUGCCUAUCAAACUAUCAUAUUCAUCGCAUGAUAGUGUUGAUUUGACUAGGCUACGUUGGCGUUUCGUGAUAUGUACUGCUUCAUUCUAUGUUAAUGCUAUUACAUGGGGAUUUAUUUCUUCAACUGGCAUUUUCGAAGACGCACUCAAAAAUACUUAUCAAUUAUCAUCAUUUAAAUCGACUCUGCCAGGUUCUAUACAAAUAGCUACCAUGUCUGCAUUGAGCGUCUUUGCCAGUGUAUUGACGAUGAAGUAUGGGGUGCGAUGGACAAUAAUGUCUGGAGCUUUUAUUUCAGCGAUUGGUUCGAUAUUAGCAGCUGUGAUUGGAUAUUAUUGGGCUUAUUGUUUAUGCUAUGGAGCUCUUGUUGGUGCUGGUGAAGCUUUUAUGCUUGUACCUGCCGUUUUGGCCAUUCCGCCUUAUUUUCACUUUAAUCGUGUUUCAUUAGCAACUGCCUCAGCUGUAAGUGGUGCAUCGAUUGGAAUGUUCGGAAUUCCUUUUCUACUUCAAUAUCUUCUUGAAUCAUAUGGUCUUCAUGGAGCAACACUUUUAGGAAGUUGUUUAUGGUUAAGUAUUGGUCUAGCCGGUGCCCUCUUCGGUCAAAGUGUCAUCAGUAUUGAAGAUGAAACUAUUACAAUACUUGAAAAUGAAUCCGAUGUAACAAGAACAGAAAAUGAAGGAGGAUGUUCUAUAGUUAUGAGACGUCACUCUAACCUAUCCAAUGGUGGAUUAAUAUAUAGUCGACGAAUAUCUCUUUUACCAACUUCUGUUCAUUAUCAGAAACAACAACAACAACGCAAACGUAUAUCAUCACUGUGUCCACAAUAUCAUAAUCAAGAUACAUUGAUAGUUAACACACCUACUAUUUUAGAAGGAUUUAAAUCGAAUCAUGUAGAUAUAUCAAAUAGCUCAAUAAACUCAUUACCCAUCAUAAUUGAAUCUCAUACACUUCAAUCAAUGAAUACUAGUUCACGUUCAUUAAUUCCUCACAAUGAUCACAAUCGCUUAUCAACAUUGACUGCUGCAUACGAAGCUCGUACGGUUGAUAAUGCCAUUUACAAACAAAUUAGUACAUUGCAACAACAAGAACGCACACAAAUUAAAUUAAAUUCAACGAAAGAUAAUGAAUAUUUUCAUUGUAAAAUCAUCUCAGAAAUUUAUUCUUUACUUAAUAUUAAGAUCUUUCGUGUGUUAACUAUUUCGAUAAUUCUUGUUUGGUCACUGGAUGAAACAAAUUUUCUAUUUCUCAUCGGUCUACUUCAAUCAUCCGGGUAUUCAGAACAACGAUCAACAUUAUUAAUUUCUAUAAUAGGUGUGGCUGAUCUAAUAGGACAAUUAUUUUUCGGAUAUUUGGGUGACAUUGAAUGCAUUGACCCGUUUAUUCUAUGGACAUGCACAUCUGUUAUUGCUGGUUUAACACUUAGUAUAACUCCAUUAAUUGGAUCUUAUGGGAUUAUUGGUUUAUGCAUAAUUUUUGCUAUUCAUGCUUUCUUCCUUGCUGCUCCAAAUGCACUUGGUAAUAUUAUUAUGAUAGAAAUCGUUGGCAUGCAUCGUUAUCCUGUGGCUUAUGCUUUUAGUUUGUUUGUUAGUGGAUUAACAUCUCUAUUUGGUUAUCCAUUACUUGGUUUGCUAAAGGAUAAAACACAAAGUUGGAUAAUACCAUUCGCACUUGUUGGUGUAAUUAUGAUAUUUGGUGGUCUCGUUGUGGGAACUAUUCCAUUAUAUACAUUUUAUCAGACGCAGAAAAGAAAAUCAAUUGAAAUACCUAUGAGUAUAGAAUCAUCGAUUCGUGUUUAA